This is a messenger RNA of Acipenser ruthenus (sterlet), 1509 nucleotides long. RefSeq names its product polyubiquitin-B-like. NCBI's taxonomy places the organism in Eukaryota, Metazoa, Chordata, Actinopteri, Acipenseriformes, Acipenseridae. The transcript is spliced from 2 exons. Gene Ontology annotation, molecular function: proteasome binding; ubiquitin binding; polyubiquitin modification-dependent protein binding. The record is from RefSeq and is a predicted model, not a curated record. Gene Ontology annotation, biological process: proteasome-mediated ubiquitin-dependent protein catabolic process. Gene Ontology annotation, cellular component: cytosol; nucleoplasm. The coding region runs from base 380 to 850 and encodes 156 amino acids.
CACUGUUCAGUAUCAUUAUGCGUUAUGGUGUUGAUGUUAAUUGCAUUGAAACUGUGAAACAAACAGGUGUGAUAAUGUUAUCCCGGACUUCAGACACAGAGCUGCCGGGGAAUUGGAAACCGAAAGCCUUUGCUGCGUCUGAAAACCGAAUCUUCCAGCACGUGAUGCAAACAAGAGGGCGGAGCUAAGAGGAAUUCAACUGUUUAAAACCCAGAGGCGAAUAGCGGACAGGACAGAGAGAAGGACCUGAAACAGCGCACCUGAACUGAACUGGGAGCAGAAAAACUAAGAGAGAGAACAAUACAACCCGCCGUCAAUAUUACAUUACCGCACGAGAGACAACACCGUCUAACUCGAAGCGCUUAUCCUCGAAGUGAAGAUGCAGAUUAAAGUAACGACCUUGACGGGGACUUGUUAUCCCGUGGAAAUGGAUCCUAGCGCCACAGUGAGGCAGCUGAAGCAGGAGAUCGAGCGACGGGUCAGUGUUCCAGCGUUCCGGCAGAAACUGGCGAUGCAGAAGAACGGGCGCAAAGAGCUGGAAGACGAGGGGAGGCGGCUGAGCGAGUGCGGGCUGGAGCACGGAGACACCGUGCUGGUGCUGGUCACCGAGCCCAAGUCCAUGCAAGUCUUCUUGCGGAACGACAAGGGCCAGACGCAUACAUACGAGAUCUUCCCGGGGGAGACGGUCACCGAGUUCCGGCAGAAGGUUUAUCGGGUGGAAAGGGUUCCACCGGAGCAACAGGUGCUCGUCUGUCAAUCCAAGACGCUUCAGGACGGCAGGAAAUUGGAGGAUUACAACAUCAGCUCCAAUACUACCAUCACCUUGAACCUGCGUCUGAGAGGAGGCUAAGCGCAGCGCUGCGUCCAGUGCCUUCCAGAGAUGCUUAUCAUGUUUGAAUUACACCAUGGACCUGAUCUUAUAAAAGCAUAAUUACAGCCCUACUGAUUAUCCUUAAGUUUAUGACAAUUUGUUUUUCUUGUUUUUUUAAGUUAUUGUUUGUGUAUUAAAAUACUUGAUGCAUUCCCUAAGCUAAGGAGCUCUAUAAUGUGGUUGGCAUCCCCCAGCACAACCGUUUAAAAAGAUCACCUUAAAAAAAAAAAAAAGUUGUGAAUGCUUGCUAGUUUGCACAAUCCCAUUGGCCAGGCUGGCAGCCAGUUUCCAGGGGAGGCAAUCUUGGUAUUGUCCUUUUCUACUCUUAUGGCAGCCCCAGGCUCUAAUGCAGAAUCAGAAGAUUGUCUUGAUGUAUCACUUCCCAAAGCAGGCACAACUAGAGCUUUGGACAGACGCCAACUGCAUUGUGAUGUCAGCGCCUUCGCCUCUCACUACUGAGAGAUUCAGCUGAUCAGGGCCAUGCAGCUCUCCUAAACGUGGCUCAUCUGCUGGGUGUCAAAGAUCGUAACAAUUAAUGUGUUCCUGUUUUAAAAAUGAUAUCUUUUGAGUGUGUAACGUUUUAUUUGUGUAUAGCUUUACAAUUAAAUAAAAAAAAAAACUAUUUAAAAAUGUAAAAA